Molecule: messenger RNA, 739 nt
Organism: Vitis riparia (riverbank grape)
Lineage: Eukaryota; Viridiplantae; Streptophyta; Magnoliopsida; Vitales; Vitaceae
Product: replication protein A 14 kDa subunit B-like
Exons: 3
Coding region: 146-469 (107 amino acids)
Biological process (GO): DNA recombination; DNA replication; DNA repair
Cellular component (GO): nucleus
Molecular function (GO): DNA binding
Source: RefSeq, a predicted model, not a curated record
GUAAAGCAUUUUAGCUUUCCCGCCAAGACACCCACCACUCCCAAAUUUCCCGCCAUAUUUUGACUUACCAUUUAAAAGCCCUGACAUCGAUCGAUUAUUCCGUCGACAAUUUGAAGAUUUCAGAAGAAAAAGCUUGUGUUGGGAUAUGGAUACAUCAAGCCCUGCAGUGUUUGUCAAUGCAGAGUUGUUGCGAACGUAUGUAGGGCAGAAGGUUAGGGCUGUGGUUCAAGUUAUUGGAUUUGAUGGAGGCGUUGUGACCGGAAAAUCUGUGGAUGACCAGCAAUUGAUUAUUAAGGGCUCUCCCCCAUCUGUUCCUGUAAUGAACUAUAUUGAGGUGAUUGGCAUUGCUGACAGUAAUCAGUCCAUUCGCGCUGAAAUAUGGACUAACUUCGGUAGCACAUUUGACACACAUUCAUAUAAUCAGUUAUGCCUGCUUGCAAAUGGGGAAUUUAAAAGUCUGUUCCUGUAGGAGGCAAUGGCAAGGUUUAGCUCAAGGUAUGAAGGAAACAAAAGAUAGUCUGAUUUCCUGGGGGGUUGGGUUUUGUAUUUUGUUUAUAGUAGCUUUGUUUUUCUUGUUAUAGUUUUCAUGAAUUUGGCUAUGCUCAGGCCAUUGUUGCAUUAGAACUGAUUAGAAGUUGAAUAUAUGUUCUGUUUGGUUGCUGAGAAGGUGAAUAGAAUAUUUGAUGCCAUAUGGGGUUUGAAACAGGAAUGAAAUUCCAAUGUUUUUCUUCUUUUGCCA